Molecule: messenger RNA, 2561 nt
Organism: Adelges cooleyi (spruce gall adelgid)
Lineage: Eukaryota; Metazoa; Arthropoda; Insecta; Hemiptera; Adelgidae
Product: E3 ubiquitin-protein ligase AMFR-like
Exons: 8
Coding region: 344-2089 (581 amino acids)
Biological process (GO): protein K48-linked ubiquitination; ubiquitin-dependent protein catabolic process; endoplasmic reticulum unfolded protein response
Cellular component (GO): cytosol; ubiquitin ligase complex; endoplasmic reticulum
Molecular function (GO): ubiquitin protein ligase activity; ubiquitin binding
Source: RefSeq, a predicted model, not a curated record
UUAUCAGUCAGUAGCCAGUAUUCAGUACGAUGUUAUUCUUCAGCGUAUGUUCUUGUCUAGUGUGUUGGUUUCUGAGUUUGUGAAUAUUUUGUGUUUACUUGGACGUGUGAAUAUUUUACGAAUAUUUACAAUCAGUAAUAUUUAUUUGUCUUUUAUACGCUAGAUAUAGUUAAUAUUUUUAUCGAAUUGGCAAAGUUAUGGAGUUAAGUUGUGAUAAUUGUUAAAUUAUGUUUGAACGUCUACAAUAUGAUAGAUAUUUUAAUAAUUUAAUGGGCGCGUCAACAUAUGCCAGCUUAAACGAUUAAAUAGACUAGUUCGAUAAUAUUUUUAAAGAAGUUUUAAUAUGUCAUUCAUGAUGGCUGAUCGAUUACCGGUUCCAAAAUUAUCAACAUAUAUUUCGGCUACAGUCGUAUCCAUAUCAGCAGCCAUGUAUUAUUCAGUAAAAUACAGCUCAGAUGCAGCAAAUGGUUCUAAUUCUGUUGCUCAAAGUGAUAAAUACAACAACCAUACAGAUCCUAUGGAUGUAUACUAUGAACAAAUGCUUAACGUAUUAGCGUUUAUGAUACAGGACCCUAUUUGCUUCUUGGUUUUAUGUAAUAGCGCAAUAUGUGCUACUGUGAUGAUUGGUGCAGCAAUACAGUCACUUGUUCUUGGUAAUUUAAGACCAGUGGAACAUGUUCAAUUUCGUGAACGUUUAUGGAAUUGGGUUAUUUACAAGUUCAUAUUUAUGUUUAUUAUCCUAAAAGCAUACACGUUGGACAAAGUGGCUUUGUGGUUGUUUUGGUAUUCAACCCUGGGUUUUCUUCAUCUAAUGACUAAUUUGUGCAAAGAUCGAUUUGAAUACAUGUGGAUGUCUAUGGGAACAGGCACUCGAGUUAACUGGAAAUACAUACACAUGUCUAUUCUUUUGAGUAUUGGAUUUAUAUUUUCUUUACUUUUAUUGAGUUUCGCUUAUUAUAUUGGUCUAACCCUAUCGAAACAUAUAUUUGCCUUUAUGGUGAUUGAGUGUUUAAUGUUAGCUGGAAGCAUAGGUCACAUAUUUCUUAGACAUUAUAUUCAGCUUUUCCAUCGAAAUUCCAUGAGUCAUACUACAAGUCCUGGAAAAUAUAUAUAUUAUGCUGAACUGGGUCUAGAUCUUGGAAUUCGUUUGAUGGAAAUCCUUCAUUAUUCACAUGCCAUAAUUUGGACAAAUUCGUAUUUGACGAUGGCCGGAUUUGUAAUAUUCAUGCAUAUGAGACAGCUAAUUAGUGAUAUUCAAAAACGGCUUCAAAGACAUAAAAAUUAUUUGUGGGUACAUGCCCAUUUGGAAAAAAAUUAUCCGAUGGCAACUCUUGACGAAUUGGAAACCAACUCAGAUAACUGUGCAAUAUGUUGGGAAAAAAUGGAUUCCGCUAGGAAAUUACCAUGCGGACAUCUAUUCCACAAUGGAUGCUUACAAUCUUGGAUGGAACAAGAACCGUCGUGUCCCACUUGUCGUCUUUCAUUGACUUUAGCUCAUGAACAGAACAUAGGUGUAUCAAAUUCCACUAAUAAUGUUGGUCAAGAUACUUUGGGUACACAUGUUCACACACCUCACCACUUUUUUCACUUUGAUGGUUCUAGAUACUUAUCUUGGUUACCAAGUUUUUCAGUUGAAGUUACUCAUUCACUAAGGCCACCUGCACAAAUGCAAACCUCACAAGUAGAAACAAUGGCUAGACAGGUCAUGCAAAUGUUUCCAUACUACAAUAUGAAUGUGAUAAUCGAAGACUUACUAGCUACCAGGUCAGUUGAUUUGACUAUUGAUAACAUAUUAGAAGGUAGGCUUGUUUCGCCACAACAAUUUGUUGAGGAAGAGCCUUUAAUUGAGACAAUUCCUGCAGUUAAUACAGUUGAACAAUAUAUAACUAAUACAACACCUCCAACAAGGUUUAUUUUGAGUUCAAAUGAGCCUGUAAUAGACCCAAAAGUGGGAAGCCAGUUCUCCAAGUCACCCGAUGAAAGGGAACAUAUGUUAAAAGCUAGGAAACAGCAAAUGAUCAUGAGCGCCAGACAAAGAUACAUGAACAGAGAAGAUCAUCCCAAUGCCUCAUCUAGACUGGAUCAUUAAAUGGAGAUUUUUUAAAGAUAUUAAGACUGUGAUUAAAUAGUAAAUACCCAUAUGCUGUUAGUUGUUUAAAAGUAAAACAAAUUUCACAUGAUAUAUUAUUACAUUCAAGUUACGGGUAAUUUUUUUAAUAAUCUCAAAAUUCGGCCUUUAGUUCCUGUUCUGCUUGAUCAUUUUAUACAAUUUGGUAGUAAAGAGAAAUAUAUUUUAAAUGGCAGUAAUAUUGUCCCACUCCGCCUUGUAAGAAAAUAUCAGUUGAUUAAAAUUUUGAGGUAAUAAAAUAUGAAUUACCUGUAUAUAAUUUAUUUAACUUUAAUGUGUAUCUCGUUAUAAAUAUACACUAUUUUUCAAAUUAUUAUUAUUAUUAAAUAAUAAAAAAAGAAAAAUAUUUCUUAAAUUAAAAACUGCUGUUCAAUUUGUACAAAAAAAGAUUUAAAUAUUGACCGAUGGUUAUUUUUUAAAAUAUCCAAAAUAU